Messenger RNA from Miniopterus natalensis, 3273 nucleotides. RefSeq names its product cytochrome b-245 beta chain (gene CYBB). Gene Ontology annotation, molecular function: superoxide-generating NAD(P)H oxidase activity. Gene Ontology annotation, biological process: superoxide anion generation; defense response. Gene Ontology annotation, cellular component: plasma membrane; NADPH oxidase complex. Lineage: Eukaryota; Metazoa; Chordata; Mammalia; Chiroptera; Miniopteridae. The record is from RefSeq and is a predicted model, not a curated record.
AAACUGGUUGCCCCAAAGCGCUAUUUUCAUUUCCUCAUGGGAGAUAGAAGCAUAGCAGAGAAGAAAGGCAGACACGAAGCACUGAGCCUCUGCCACCAUGGGGAACUGGGCUGUGAAUGAGGGUCUCUCCAUCUUUGUCAUUCUGGUGUGGCUGGGGCUGAACGUCUUCCUCUUUGUCUGGUACUACCAGGUUUAUGAUGUUCCACCUAAGUUCUUUUACACUAGAAAACUUCUUGGGUCAGCACUGGCCUUGGCCAGGGCCCCUGCAGCCUGCCUCAAUUUCAACUGCAUGCUGAUCCUGUUGCCCGUCUGUCGAAAUCUGCUCUCCUUCCUCAGGGGUUCCAAUGUGUUCUGUUCAACAAGAAUUCGAAGACAACUGGACAGGAACCUCACCUUUCAUAAAAUGGUGGCAUGGAUGAUUGCACUUCACUCUGCGAUUCACACCAUUGCACAUCUAUUUAAUGUGGAGUACUGUGUGAAUGCCCGAGUCAACAAUUCUGACCCCUACUCAAUAGCACUGUCUGACAUUGGAGAUAAGCCUGGUGAAACUUACCUCAAUUUUGCUCGAGAGAGAAUCAAGAAUCCUGAAGGAGGACUGUAUGUGGCUGUGACGCGGUUGGCAGGCAUCACUGGAAUUGUCAUCACACUGUGCCUCAUAUUAAUUAUCACCUCUUCCACCAAAACCAUCCGGAGGUCUUACUUUGAAGUGUUUUGGUACACACACCAUCUUUUUGUGAUCUUCUUCAUUGGUCUCGCCAUCCAUGGAGCUGAGCGAAUUGUACGUGGGCAGACUCCAAAGAGUUUGCUGGAGCACAACAUAACAUUAUGUAGUAAAAACAUCUCAGCUUGGGGAAAAACAAAGGACUGCCCAGUCCCACAGUUCUAUGGCAACCCUCCUAUGACUUGGAAAUGGAUAGUGGGUCCCAUGUUCCUGUACCUCUGUGAGAGGCUUGUACGGUUUUGGCGAUCUCAACAGAAGGUGGUCAUCACCAAGGUGGUCACUCAUCCUUUCAAAACCAUCGAGCUACAGAUGAAGAAGAAGGGAUUCAAGAUGGAGGUGGGGCAAUACAUUUUUGUCAAAUGCCCCAAGGUGUCCAAGCUGGAGUGGCACCCUUUCACGCUGACCUCUGCCCCUGAGGAAGACUUUUUUAGCAUCCAUAUCCGCAUUGUUGGGGACUGGACGGAGGGACUGUUUAAUGCUUGUGGCUGUGAUAAGCAGGAGUUUCAAGAUGCCUGGAAACUACCUAAGAUAGCGGUUGACGGGCCCUUUGGCACAGCCAGCGAAGAUGUGUUCAGCUAUGAGGUGGUGAUGUUAGUGGGAGCAGGGAUUGGGGUCACACCCUUUGCAUCCAUUCUCAAGUCAGUCUGGUACAAAUAUUGCAAUAAUGCCACCAAUCUGAGGCUCAAAAAGAUCUACUUUUAUUGGCUGUGCCGGGACACACAUGCCUUUGAGUGGUUUGCAGACUUGCUACAGUUGCUGGAGACCCAGAUGCAAGAAAGGAAUAAUGCUGACUUCCUCAGCUAUAACAUCUACCUCACCGGCUGGGAUGAGUCACAGGCCGAUCACUUUGCUGUGCACCAUGAUGAAGAGAAAGAUGUCAUCACAGGCUUGAAACAAAAGACUUUGUAUGGACGGCCCAACUGGGAUAAUGAGUUCAAGACAAUUGCGAGUCAACACCCAAAUACCAGAAUAGGAGUUUUCCUCUGCGGACCUGAAGCCUUGGCUGAAACCCUCAGUAAACAAAGCAUCUCCAACUCUGAAUCUGGCCCUCGGGGAGUGCAUUUCAUUUUCAAUAAGGAAAACUUCUAAUUGGUCUACUUCAUGAAGAAAUAAAUGUGGGUUAUACUGCCAAAUGCCCAAAUAAUGCUAGUUGAUUAUGUAAAUUUCCCCCUUAAAAAUGGAGAAAAAGAAAUUCUAAUGUGAAGGUUUUCCCUGAAAGGAGCAUCAGAUUGUUUGAUAGUGGUAAUUUGCAUUUGAAUAGGGCUUGAUGGUUUUCAGAUCACUUUUACAAACAUUAUUUCAGUGUUGUUAUUUUUUCUAUCAGUUAUGCCAGAGGAAGGUAGGGCAAAGAUUCCUGGACUGUUUUUAGGAUAAAAAAAUGGAGACUCAAAAAAUGAAGUAACUUCCUGAAGGUUAUGAAGCUAAGAUGCAUCCAAGCCAUCUGACUCCAGGUUUGGUAGUCUUCCCACAAUACCAAGCUGCCUGGAAAUGGGUUUGUAUGCUCCUCAAAAGAAGAAGAAAACCAGAAUGUAGCUAUUCAUUUUCCAUUUUGUAUCAUCUUUUUUCUCAUUAUUGUCAUAUGGAAGGAAAUUUUCCAAAGAGUUAAGAGAUAAGAUAUGCUGAGAAUGAUUCAACACUUAAUAGUGACAGGAUUGACAUUUGUGCAUAUUCCAGUUUACCAAUAGAUCAUAUCAAUUGUGUCAAAGAUUUUUCUUACAAAAGAAUAUUAGAAUAACUGGAAUUGAUGUAUUACCCAACAUUUACAAUCAUGCUUGGCAGAGAGUAGAUACUCAAUGGAAAUUUGUUGAAUGAAUGAAUGAGUGAAAGGACAUUUAGAACCAUACAGUGUCAGGGUGGAAUUAAUUUAAAGCCUUAAAAAGAAUUAUCUAAGGAAAUAACUUCUGUUACUCUUAUAGGCCAAAGGAACCUUAUGCUCUUGAGGGUAGGAACAGGCUAAGGAUAGUAACCAAUAGGGUGUCCUGGAAUUUCCCUCAUAUUCUUAUUUGAAGCAUGGAGAGAAGGGAGAUGAAAGCAGAGAACUGACCUCCUGCAGUAAUUCUGACUGGCUCCUUUAGUCUUGCUCUCUAUGCUAUGAAAGAAAUGCAAACUGAUUUACUGCCUGAAAGGAUCUCCUCCAGCCAGCACUUGUGAAUUUGAAAUUAAGAAUGGUGACAAAUAUGUAUUGGAUAUGCCCAUCUGCUUUAAAUAGCAUCACCACUUGUUUUACUUAAGUGGAUCUCACUGUGUGACUAAUUGUUUAUUGUUUUAUCAUCAUAUCAUUAUCAUCACCAUGAAAUUUAUAUCCUAGAAACUAAAAUCCCCAGCUUACUGUGUAGGUACCAUAUUCACACUCAAUAGAAUGUUCUCGAAAUCUAUGUGUUCAAAAGAGACUCUAAAUCACUGUUAAUGCAGCCAGAAACCGUUUUCUUUUUCUUACAACUGCUCUUAUUUCUGGGAACUAAAAACAACUUCAUUGGACCAACCCUCUGGAGCCACAGAUAUUUAGAAUUAUUCAACUUCAGUAAUGAGGAAGCAAAAAAAGAAAGCAGGGG